AUGGUGGAAACUGACCAAGCAUGUGCUCCCAGUGCGAUGCAGGGGCUAAGCGGGCAGACGCCGUCUGUGGGAGUAUACACCAGGGGAUAUCGAGACUCCUGCUUUCCCCUUAACUUUUCUAGCUACAUCACUGUCAAGCUGGGAGUCCACAACCUUAGACUGUGGGAAUGGCGCCAACAAGAAAUUCCUGUGCAUCGCCGGAUCCCCCACCCGCAAUAUGACAUGUACUCCUUUAACAAUGAUGUCAUGCUGCUGCAGCUGGCGCACCGAGCCAGGCUCAACGAAUGGGUGGGGCUCAUCCCCUUGCCCAGCGCCUGGCAGGGCGUGCACCCUGGGGCCAUGUGCAGUGUCGCCGGCUGGGACCGGACGAGCGCCCGCAGUGCAAAGGGCUCAGAUGUGCUCCAGGAGGUGGACGUGGAGGUGCUGGAGGAUUAUGUGUGUCUGAGGAAUCCUGACCAGAUCUAUCGUUACUAUAACGCCUCCACUAUGCUUUGUGCAGGGGAUCCGAAACAGGGCAAAAGUUCCUUUAAGGGUGACUCCGGAGGGCCCUUGGUGUGCGGCAAAACAGCCGAGGGCAUUGUCUCUUGGGGCUCCCUCAAUGGGACCCCCCCUGCAGUGUACACUAGAGUCUCCAGAUUCGUCCCCUGGAUCCUGGAGAUCCUGAGAACUCUGCAGCCCUGA
Messenger RNA from Malaclemys terrapin pileata, 681 nucleotides. Its product is annotated as cathepsin G-like. Lineage: Eukaryota; Metazoa; Chordata; Testudines; Emydidae. Gene Ontology annotation, biological process: proteolysis. The record is from RefSeq and is a predicted model, not a curated record. Bases 1 to 681 code for a protein of 226 amino acids. The transcript is spliced from 4 exons. Gene Ontology annotation, molecular function: serine-type endopeptidase activity. Gene Ontology annotation, cellular component: intracellular membrane-bounded organelle; cytoplasm.